This is a messenger RNA of Setaria italica (foxtail millet), 1671 nucleotides long. RefSeq names its product cilia- and flagella-associated protein 91. Gene Ontology annotation, cellular component: plasmodesma. NCBI's taxonomy places the organism in Eukaryota, Viridiplantae, Streptophyta, Magnoliopsida, Poales, Poaceae. The record is from RefSeq and is a predicted model, not a curated record. Gene Ontology annotation, molecular function: protein-folding chaperone binding. The transcript has a single exon. Gene Ontology annotation, biological process: protein folding. Bases 333 to 1526 code for a protein of 397 amino acids.
UUGGUGGGCCCAUUCUAGCCCGAAGAGCAAACCACUGGGCCCGUGCGUGGUCACCAGCGACGACCAAUACAAACUUGGGCCCACACGUCAGGUUGACCCCUCUUCUCCAUGUUCCCACCCUUCCAGAAGCUUCCCGAGCCACCCGAACGAUAACUUCGGCCCCGUUCUCCAAGCAUUCGAAGCUCCCGAACUUUCCAAACAACACCAACGCCUUCGCGAACUUUCUCCUUCGUCCUCCAUAUAUAUGCACCGCGACAACAGUUCGCAUCUCAGAGCAACUCGAACAACAACUCCGAGAAAGCAAUCAGUUCCAAGAAAAGCUCAAGGCAGCCAUGGCGUCUCGCCGAUUCUUCGCUUACGACCCCUACGACUACUACUACGCCGCUCCAUACCACUACCCCUACCCGUACUACCAGUACCAGCAGCCGGCGCUAUCCCGCGGCGUCGGCGGGUUCUUCACGGACGCAGCGCCGGAGGCGGUGAACGUGGCUCCGCGGCCCAGGGUCGAGUCGUCGAGGCCGGUCUCCAUUCCCGUCCACUUCGUCGGGUCCGACCCGGAGCCCGAGCGCGGGACGGCGAGGAUGCCGGCGGCGGCGGCGGUGCCGAGGAAGCGGGCGCCGUCGGCGGAGGAGGCGGCGGUGAGGGUGCAGGCGGCGGCGCGCGGUUUCCUGGCGAGGAGGUCGGUGCGGGCGGUGCGCGACGUGGAGCGGGAGACGGAUGAGGUUGCGGGCAAGAUUGCGCGCGAGGCGGAGGUGCUGCGCGGGGACGCGAGGGCGCGGAUCGCCGUAGGGGAGGCGCUGAUGAGGCUGCUGCUGCGGCUCGACGCGGUUCGCGGCGCGCGGGAGUACCGGAAGAAGGUCACCAAGCGGGUGCUCGCGCUGCAGGACGCCGUCGACGCCCUCGAAGCCAAGCCCGCGCCGGCGCAGGUGGCCGUGGCGGAGCGGGACGAGUCCGAGGUGACGGCCGAGAUGGCCGACGAGGGAGCGGUGGCUUCAGAGCUCCCGGAUGUGGUGGAGCAUAGCGGCAUGAUCGAAGAGGAGGUGGUGGCCGGGAACAGAGCUGACGGCGAGCCGGAAGAGGCGGAGGAAACGGGACAGGCGCAGGGCGGGGCGAACCUUGACGGCCACAAACUGGAAGGUUCGGACGCGGAGGGCGAGGACGAGUGGGAGAUGGUGACGGAUGAACCCGUGCCUGCGACGGAGACGCCAGCACCGCGCCCUGAGUCGCCGAGGCCCCAGGAACCGGCGGGGACAGAGAUCAGGAGGGCGGCGGAAGCCGCUGCCGCCGCAGGCGACGGCGGCCUGGACGCUAGGAAGGUGAUGGAGAUGGUGGCGACGCUGUGCGAGCGGAACGCGCAGCAGUGCGCGGUGAUCGGCGCGCUGGCGGAGCGCGUGGACGCACUGGAGCGCGCCCUGCGGCGGGCCGAGGACGCCGAGCGCCGGCGCCGGCGGGGAAAGAAGGCAAAAAAAGAGGGGAGGGGGAGCAACCACAGCAAGUGCUACAGCGAUUGUGGGACAGAGAUCUGAGCACAAAUAACAGAGCUUUUGAGUUUUUUUCUGUUCUGUAGUAUGAUUGGUAGAAAUUUGAGUUCUUUUGUAAAUGUGUUCCGUUUUUUUUUUGUUGUAUAAUUCAGUUUUUCAAUAUGAUUUGCAUGUCUUUGCUUGAGAAUUA